This is a messenger RNA of Talaromyces stipitatus ATCC 10500, 3477 nucleotides long. RefSeq names its product 26S proteasome regulatory subunit Rpn2, putative. Gene Ontology annotation, molecular function: enzyme regulator activity. The record is from RefSeq and is a predicted model, not a curated record. Bases 1 to 3378 code for a protein of 1125 amino acids. The transcript is spliced from 5 exons. Gene Ontology annotation, biological process: proteasome-mediated ubiquitin-dependent protein catabolic process; regulation of protein catabolic process. Lineage: Eukaryota; Fungi; Ascomycota; Eurotiomycetes; Eurotiales; Trichocomaceae. Gene Ontology annotation, cellular component: proteasome storage granule; proteasome complex; nucleus.
AUGGUUGGCCUCACGUCAGCUUCUGGCCUCGUCGGCUUCCUGUCCGAGCCAGACCCAGAGCUCAGAGUGUUUGCUUUGAAGACACUCGAUGCUGAAGUCGAUGUGCUAUGGACUGAUAUUGUCGACGCAAUUCCUCAAAUAGAGGCGUUAUACGAAGACGAAACCUUCCCCGAGCGCGAACUUGCAGCUUUGGUAGCAUCGAAAGUCUACUAUCACCUACAAGAAUACAAUGAGAGCAUGGUAUUUGCUUUAGGCGCUGGAAAAUUAUUGAACUUGGAUAAGGGUGGCGAAUUCGAGCAGACGAUUAUCUCCAAAUGCAUCGACACCUUCAUUUCAUUGUCUGCUAGCCGCCGUCCUUCAGUUGGCGAUGCUCCGUUGUCUCUCAACACAUCCUUCCCUUCAUCGAACGGCGCCACAAACACAUCUGCUAGCCUCGCAUCUCCUAUUACCCCAUUUUCACAAUCGGCCCUCCCUUCGAAAUCUCUUUUGUCCCGUGCGGAGGAACCAAGCGCAGAUGCUGCCUAUCCAGGUGGAGAAGAUAGCGCUGCCAAAUAUGAAGAGACUUCCUUGGUUGUGCGAAGAGGUGUUCAGAAGCAAUUACAAGCUGUCAUUGAGCGAUUAUUCGAACAGUGUUUCCGCCAACAGCGAUAUCGUCAGGUUGUCGGAAUUGCGAUUGAAGCAAAGAAUCUGGACGUCCUACGGACGGCUAUCCUUCGUUGCAGUGAAUCCGAGAAACAACAAUAUGGGGAAGCAUCCAAACAUGGCGAGGAGUUAAUCGAAUACGUACUGGAUAUCUGCAUGAGUGUGAUUCAGGAGCGAAGUUUUCGCAAUGAGAUCUUGAAACUCAUUUUGGAGCUUCUCAAUCAAAUUCCGUCUCCGGACUAUUUCGCUAUCGCCAAAUGCGUUGUAUACCUCGACGAGCACUCCAUGGCCACCGAAAUACUCCGACAACUCGUAGACAAGAACGAAACUAAGGCCCGGACGAUCGCUUAUCAAAUUUCAUUUGAUCUCUACGAUAAUAGCACCCAGGAGUUUUUGAAGAAAGUUAUUGCAGAAAUUGAGGAGCUUCUUCCAGAGCAAACCUCGGAAGAAUCAAAGGCAGAUGGCGAGGGGGCCACAGAGUCAGACUCCCUGCUACAAAAUCAAUCUUCUUCCAAGAACGAAUUGUCAGAGGAGGCUCUUUCAGCUUUUACCAAUAUACGCGACAUCUUACAGGGUGUCAAGACCAUCCAGCUCAAUCUUGAGUUCCUCUAUCGUAGCAACAAGGCUGAUGUCUCUAUUCUUAACAAAGUGCGGGAUAGCCUCGAAGCUAGAAACUCGAUUUUCCACAAUGCUGUCACUUUCUCCAAUGCAUUUAUGCAUGCCGGAACAACACAUGAUAAGUUCUUCCGCGACAAUCUGGAGUGGCUCGGAAAAGCUGUCAACUGGUCAAAAUUCACGGCAACUGCUGCACUGGGUGUGAUUCACAAAGGGAAUUUGUCCGAAGGUCGCAAGCUUCUCGCUCCAUACCUUCCUCGCGAACAUAUCUCUGGAGUGGGUAGCACGGGGUCUGUUUACAGCCAGGGUGGCUCGCUUUAUGCAUAUGGUUUGAUAUACGCUAAUCACGGUGGUGCUGCUGUUGAGCUUAUCCGUGACCAUUUCAAGAAGGCGACAGAGGAGGUUGUUCAGCAUGGAGGUGCUCUUGGUCUUGGUGUUGCAGGUAUGGCAACCGGAGAUGAGGGUAUUUGGGAGGAUCUCAAGUCUGUUCUCUACACUGACUCUGCUGUGAACGGUGAGGCUGUCGGCUUGGCUAUGGGUCUGGUUAUGCUGGGAACUGGUAAUAUGAAACUUCUGGAGGAGAUGAUCCAAUACGCACAUGAGACUCAGCACGAGAAGAUUGUGCGAGGUCUUGCAUUGGGUAUGGCUUUGAUCAUGUACGGCCGGCAAGAGGCAGCCGAUGAAUUGAUCAAUGGCUUACUCGGUGAUCCUGAUCCCUAUCUCCGGUACGGAGGUAUCAUGACUGUCGCUCUGGCAUACUGUGGCUCCGGCAGCAACAAAGCUGUCCGCAAACUUCUCCACGUCGCAGUUAGCGACGUCAACGAUGACGUUCGUCGAGUGGCAGUCAUGAGCUUGGGCUUUAUUCUGUUCCGCAAGCACCAGAGCGUACCUCGUAUGGUUGAAUUGUUGUCUGAAUCAUACAACCCGCACGUUCGUUAUGGUGCUGCAAUGGCUUUGGGUAUUUCGUGUGCCGGCACCGGUCUUGACGAAGCUAUUGAUCUCUUGGAGCCUAUGCUCAAGGAUCCUACAGAUUUUGUAAGGCAGGGUGCUCUCAUCUCACUUGCCAUGGUGCUCGUUCAACAGAACGAAACGAUGAACCCUAAGGUAGGAAGCAUUCGCAAGAUGAUGAAUAAGGUAAUCACGGAUCGUCAUGAAGAUGCUAUGGCGAAAUUUGGUUGUGCUAUUGCUCUGGGUAUUAUAGAUGCAGGCGGUCGCAACUGCACCAUCAGCCUACAAACACAGACCGGUAAUCUCAACAUGCCUGGUAUUGUCGGUGCUGCUGUCUUCACGCAGUACUGGUAUUGGUUCCCUCUUGCACACUUCCUUUCUUUGAGCUUCACGCCCACUGCAGUCAUCGGCGUUGAUCAGAAACUUGAGGUUCCCGUAUUCUCCUUCCAUAGUAACACACGGCCCAGCCUCUUCGACUACCCUCCUGAACAGCAAGUGAAAGCUGAUGAAGCCCCUGAGAAAGUAAAAACGGCAGUACUUUCUACGACCAAUCAAGCCAAGCGACGCGCGCAACGGCGGGAAAAGCAACAGAGGCGAGAGAGCAUGGACGUCGAUCAAACUCCGACUACACCGAAGGUGUCUGGUCAGCUUCCAGAGAAGAUGGAGACAGACGAGGCUAAGGAAGGUGAGGAAGCUAAGGAGGCUAAGGAGGCUAAGGAGGAAGCCGCAGCAGAAGGUCAAAAGAAGAAGGCGGAGAAGGAAAAGAUUGGGUACGAGCUGGAGAACAUGUCGCGUGUGCUCCCCGCUCAGUUGAAAUACUUGAGUUUCCCCGACCCUCGAUACGAACCUGUCAAGCGGCCUACCGGAGGAGUGGUUGUUGUUCUUGACAAGAAGCCAGAUGAACCACGAGAGACUAUCGAAUUGCGAGCCACCACCGAGCUUCGGCAGGCCGCUUUCUCCGAUGCUAUGCAAUAUUUGGCAGACCGUAUACAGGCCCAAGGUGGAACCGGUGCUGCCUUGGAGACACCACAGCGAGGCGGAGCAGGCGGUGGUGCAAUCGGAGCUGCAUUGGCGGCGGGUGUACUCACUGCUGUUGAUGAAGAUGAAGAAGGUGCAGAGGACGCCCCUGUUCCCGAUGAGUUUGGCUACGAGACGGAUAAUAUGGAGGAAUAGAGUGGAGGAUACAGGCUGAAUUAAAGUAGACGACUUUCACAGCUAUGCGAUGGAGCUAGUUGCAUAUGUCUCUGCAUGUAUCACUACUUUUAUUAUAAA